AUGUCGGCACUCAGGAAAAAAUUACAGUCUCUGAACAAGCAAUGGGUUGCCAUAGAACAAAAGUUGAAAUACAAUCUCAAAAGACAUGAGUUAGAGGUUGGUGUGCAACAACGCCAAUUAGCAGAGGCUAGCAACCAGUUGGCCCAAGCAAGUUAUCACCUCGCAAAAUCCAACAGGAAUGUAUCCAACAUAAUCAUGGUAAGCAGGUCCACCGAAAUUAUGCUUGCAGACGAAAUUGAGACUUGA
Molecule: messenger RNA, 246 nt
Organism: Exophiala spinifera
Lineage: Eukaryota; Fungi; Ascomycota; Eurotiomycetes; Chaetothyriales; Herpotrichiellaceae
Exons: 2
Coding region: 1-246 (81 amino acids)
Source: RefSeq, a predicted model, not a curated record